AUGAAGUUAAAGCGGUUUCUGCUACGGUAUUACCCACCUGGUAUGUUUUCAAAAAUUCAUUUAUUUUUUAGGAAUAAUUUUAGAUUAUGAACAAAGUGGGUGUGAAAGAAUAAAGCCUAUUGAUCUCCUUCACUUAAAUAAAACGUUUGCUUCUAACACAAAAAUAUCACCAAUUAAGGAGCGAUGUAGAGGCUAUAGCUGAGGAAAUUUUCAUGAAUGAGCCUCUUAUUACUGAGAAGAGAAAACCUCAACUGAAAGAACUUGUUAACAAAUUAAAGACAAAAGUCUCUCAACCGGAUAAAGCGAGUUUCUCCCAAUCAAAGGUAUGUUUUCACUAAAUUAUUGAGGAUAAAUUAGCCUUAAAGGUCUUGCGGGCCCACAUACUCCCGCUAACAAACGUUUCUUUCAACAAAACUGGCAGUCAGUAAGUCAACGUUUUGUCUUUGGAUUUAAAGAUAUUUAAACGUCUGUUUUUUUGAAAUUAUAAUUUUUAUGGAUACGAAUGCUUUUGUUCGUUUGACAUCUCCUGUGGCCGAAUAUCUGUUUUUUUUAGGACAAACGUUUAAUCAUAUACAUUGCUUAGUGAUUGCUACUCGAUCUGUCGUGCGAGUAAGAGCGCUCACAUUAAGGGGUGAAUAUAUGAAUUUACAUUUCAGGUAGUUAUUUGACUUACUCCACUUUACUGGCAGGCCUUUUCCGUGACGGUAUGGUUUAAAACAAUCUUUCCAUACAAACAGAAGUUUUUGCUAAGGCCUAAUAACUGAUGGGUAGAAAACGCAAAGCCAGAAACAAAUCCUUGCAGAGAAAGACGAAUCUUUGUGAAAAACUAAUUGCAAAAACAAUCGCACAAUGGAUGCUCUUCUUUAAUAUGCUCAAAAAAUGACUAAAAACUUUCUUAAUAAUCCUAGGGAAAGAUUAUGCUAUAAGUGGUACCGAACUCAAUCUAAAUUGUACCAGCUUCGAUUGCCCGUGGAACCAUAAGAAAUCUUCAGUCAUCCGUUAAUGCAACACACUUAAAUUUCAACUUUGUUCUUAUGGACAGCAGUCUUAACAUUGACAAAGGUGAUAGGGUGGUUGAAAGUUUCAUCUACAUGACCAAUACAAGCGAUGCUUCUGUAAGACGAAGACGUUAUAGGAAUGACUGGAUGGAGCUUCGGUAUGGGCCGUGUGUAAAAUAAAAUUGAAAGAUCUUAAAUCUGCAAGUGUUGUGUCGACAUUCUGGCACCCUGGCUCCAUGAGAGGAUUGAACAAUCGUGAAGAGUCGAGGUCGUUGAUGAUGACUGGGGCUCAGACAUCCCUGUGCUUGUCUUUUGGAUGUGUGAUAAGACAAGAUGCGAGAACUACCACUGCAUACGCCUCAGGAGAUUUCAGGCAGCACGCCACUUUAAAACGAGGUUUAACCAGGCCGGUGUCGUGAUCUGAUAUUCACACUGAGGCUCAUUCUUGAAAUACGCCAUAGCGACAGACGGUCGUCUGCUUUGUUGGCGUUCGAUGCCGUUCAUCGUGAGUUCCUGUGGCGACUAAUGAAACUAGAUGGUGUGUCGACAAAGAUCCUCGCCAUGAUCAAGGCCAACUACCGCCCGACUAUUGCGCGAGGUCUAGUCCAUAAUAACCGUUCCGGCUGUUUGAUAUCCUGUCUGACGUUCGGUAAGGUCGUAUCUUUUCAUCCAUUCUAUUCACUUAGGCCACAUAUUGGAUUUUGGGGAACGCCCAACACGUUACCGAUGCCGAGUUUGCACUCGGCUACCGGCUGACUGCGUCACCGAUAUUGCUUUACUAGCUCCAAGCCUUGGCUGUCUACACCGUAUGAUGUCACGGGUAAACGAGGCCGCUCAGUCCGUCGGUUUACCUAUAAACGAUAGGAAAACUAAAGACUUUCAAAGCUGCAUCACUGAACAGGAUAGAGUACCUCUCGAGGUUAACGGCUGCACCUUGAAGGUGUAAAAAGUUUUAAAUACUUUGGGAGGAGACUACUGCAGAAUUGACAGAGUAAAAGCAAUACUGUCUCCCGAGUCGGUGCUGCCGACCGGGUAGUUCUAAGUCUUUAAAAGUAUCUUCUGGUCCGAGACGACAUUUCUAUUGCCACUAAGAUUUGCGUACAUUCGUCCGGUCAGUCCUUCUGCACGGUUGUGACUGCUGGGCAAUACGCCUGGAAGAUAAGGAAGAACUGGAGGUUUUUGGCCACCACUGCCUUAGGACUAUCUUCCGAGUGAGAUACACCGACUUUGUUUCAAAUGAGACAGUCCGCACCCGAUGUGACAUCAUCACAAGUUGAUCAGAAGAAGUAUCGGCAACAUCACAAUUAUAAAUCAAGCCAUUCGAGAAAAACAACCACGGUGAUUUGAACACGUUCUACCUCGUGCAACUCGCGAGCUCAGUGCUGUUGCCCUAGAACAAGUACCGUUAUCCGCUUAGGAGCGUCGAAGGGGGGUCAAAUCAGAACCGGGCUCGACACAGUUCGUCACGAAAGAAGAGUGGUUCUUGGAAUUUCGGUACUUGAUCUACGACUUUUGUGAAGAAAAUGAGUUGAACUAUCCAGAUCUGCCGCCGCGUAUCAUCAUGCGUGAGGAUGUACUGUCCGUGACAUCACUGAGGACGGCAAGAUCAGACAUGUUCGCGGGCGUACCAAGUACAAACACAAGUACGUACGUAUAAAAUGUAGUGUUACCAGUCAACUAGCAUGUUAAGUCCAGCCUCCUUAUCUGUCAACGUUGUGAGGACUAGUAAAAUCUCACGCUGCAUCUCUAACCCGGAAUAGAAUAGCGACCAUGUGGUUAGUGGUUGCAAACUUGAAGUUUUGGAGAGUUUUUAAUUUAUUUAAUGCAUUUAUCGCUUAGACUACAGGACGUUUACGCCGCGUUGUGUUUUAGACGUUUCCUUCUUUCCGCUUAGUUAAAUACCGUCUACAGACCAUCUGCGUGAUAAAGUCGCCUAUAUUAAUGCAUACAGUUACUCCAGUUGUUUAGAAGGCACGUUGUCGGUAAACAGAUGGAUUAAGUCCUGAACGGAUAUUGCCUUUUUUCACCUUCUUGUUUUUCCACCUCUGUUAUCUUUUUUGCGUACGCGUGGAGUUUGCUUGAAAAGGAUCCCAAAUAAAAGAAUAUAGGCCUCAUUGCAAAAAGCACAGAAUUUUACAAAACGACUAAACGCGCACCUAGUACCUAGUACCAAGUGCAUCGCAUGCAUGCUGGUUGGUUACAAUUCAUUUGCACAUAGCAGUCACUGAAAUUUUCUUCUCUAGUUUUUUCUGUCCAAAAACUUUUGCUUGGACACGCCGUAAACGAUGGUUCCCAUGGAAGAAACGUUAACGCUAUUUAAACGUUUUUUAGUUUCAUCACUGGUUCGUAUGAUCGGACCGCAAAAAUAUGGGAGACAGACACAGGAAAUUUGAUUUGCACUUUGGAGGGACACAAAAAUGUCGUCUACGCGAUAACUUUUAAUCUCCCAUUCUCAGGUAGAUCAGGUUUCCAUUUUCAACUACUGCUGCAAAUUUUUUAUGCUUCAAAUAUGUAAUUGGUGCAUUAACAUCUUACCUAGUCUAUGUCUUGGGGUCAGCUUUAUGCGGUCAUUUUUGGGCAAUAUCCCAAAUCCUCACGUGCACAUAAAUGUCACAGCACAUGGAAUUAAUUAUGAUGUGUAAUCACCUUCCAAAUACAGGCUGUAAGCAAGGAAGAACUCGCAAACCGACGACCUAUUUAUUUGACUAUGCGAGUUUUCCAUCUCCUAAAGUCUAGAGUAAGAACAUGGCUGCGACUUGUAAAAGCCUCUAAUUUGAACUGCCAGUUUAUACAUUAGUUGCCUCCAUGCUGAGGCUUAUACCUCACCUAACUUGCAAUCAAACUUUCAUCCUUUUGUCACUGUCCGUCCGAAAUGUUAUCUGUUUAACGAAAAAGAGACCCGGAUCGGUGAAUUCAGAAACUUUAGCAACUUUUGCUUGCUAACGUGAUUUCGGGACGUACUUCUCCUCUAGCCUGGUUUACCUGGUUUUAUUAAAUGACACGAGACCUAGGAGAUCAGAUAAGUCGAAAUGCCAAUAUGUCGGUAUGUUGCUGUAAAACGCCCUAGCUCAAGAUGUUAUUUCCGUCAAAAUUGAAGGUGUAUCCAGCGUUUCUUCAACAAACGUGUGAUUUCAUCUCUGUCCACUCUGUCCACGUUUUAAGGGCACUUUGCUUCACACUAAAAAUACAACACGACUGGCUGACGAUAAAUACCAAACGAGAAACGCCUCGUUUCGUGUGACUUGGCAGUUUUCGCCUCCAAUUCACUUGUCGGCAGGGCGUUGUUGGGCGUCCCACGUUUAGUGCUCUGGAGGGCGCCUGGUUUUCUUAGCGUGAUCUUAAUAGGAAGGGGUACGUUCUCCCCGUGUUCUAGGCGGUGAUCGUGUUUGCGAUCAGCUGACCCAUUCUGCUUAGAUAACAUGCAAUAUACACAUAAGAAGCACUGAUCACGUCGCCGCAUGGAAGAAUGGGUCAGACUUCGGGGUCACUCGGUGUGGUGAAUCAAUAAAAUCUCCCAUUAUUUGAUUUGCUUCAGCCGGAGAACGCCGACUCCCAGGCGAUGAACUCUGCACUGAUUACAAUUCCUACCAGCCUUCUCGCACAUAAAAAAGCUGUAGGACUCCCACAAGCCUGUUAUAAAGCAUUCUGUAUCGUCCCCACGUUCGCCCCUAGAGUAAUGGACUUAUUAGGGAGUUGAAAGUUUAUAAUUUGAGCCUACGUUUAUCUCUUGGAGAAUAAUUACGCAAAUAUUGCUUAAAAUAAGCAAUCUCAGAGUCUCUUUCACAAAGCAUGCGCUGUGUGCACAUGUGUCAUCGGGAACUUUGGGGUACACUUGCUCUAGCAUCCGACUGAUCUGUUUUAGGAGUUCACAUUGAGCGUUUUUCAACAAAAUGUAAUCUAGACUACAAAAAACAGAGGAAAGGAAGGCAAGGUCAAGUGAGGAAAACUACGAACCUGUGGAAAGAACUCAGAAUGCUGGCCAAAAUACCAGAAAACUGAAUAAAAACUGUUUUGAGGAAAGUUUGCCUGCUGUUUGGCCUCGUGAACUCGCUUAAAAUCUAAUACGGCGCCAAAUUUUUUUAUCCUCGGGAGUAGUUACAUCUUAAAUUUAGUCAUUAAUUCACGUUCGAAGCAAUCUAGCAGUAAUUGUCAUUUCCCGCAGAUAUCAUGAUGUGAAGAAAUUGCAGAUGGGGAAUGAUUCAUUUCCGUGGGGUUUUUGGCGGUAACCUGCUCCGCAUCCAGCAAGGGCCGGUGGUCUGUUAUUGUAAACUGACAGGAAAGUUUACCUGUAGACAACAGUGACUUUUUGGUUAAUUUAACCAAAGCGCUCAGACCAUAGCCCGAAUAACCAUGUUAAUAGUGCCUCGUCGGAGAUCAGCUGUCCCGGGUAACUUAGUAAUGGUAUGCUUCCCUAUGGAACAUGGAUUUCUGAACGGACGUCUCGACCCCCCAUCCCCCCAUCUACUGCAAGCCUUUUUUAAUAUUCCGGGUUUCUUCUUCAUGAGGGUGACUGAAGCUUUCUUUAAUGUCGGACGACAUCUAAGGCGCCAUGAAACCACCACGGUGUCUGGCCUUUUUACUGGUAACCAAGUUCCCAGACCAUUGUCCUGUAACACCUAAGGAAGUUAACGCUGAGUGAUUCGCAACUGCUUAUCUGCCACAUCUGUGAGUCUGCCUCUUGAGCGACCUCGCCGUCAUCCACGAACACGCUAGGUAGCCGCAGCCAGGCUAACAGGUUGACCUCGCCUUCCCAGUAUUUCUUUUGUCUCGGGACAAUUUGCAUUUUCAAACCGGAGGUGGUAGAGAGAACGAUAAACACGCCCGCUAGGAGAAGGAAUGUGCUUAAGGUGUCGAAAAUCAGGACCAAGUGAACUGGGGAUCCCGAAUGAGAAAUCCUCGUUCUGCCGGACAUCACACUUAUACAUGUAAAACUAAGGGGUCAUUCUGUCCCCCUACCAAUUCCAGUAAUCUAUACUAUUAUAAAUUUUAUGUAAAGUCUGGAAUUUAAGCCCCUCCUGAGGAGUUUGUCUCAAUUUCGGCGUACUGGUGACCCUCAAUCAACACGGUGUUAAAAGAUCCGAAGUUUUAUAAGAGAACGCACGUCUAAGUGGUUAUUCGUCCUGAGAACGAAAACAGGUCGCAAUACGUCUGCGCUAGUAACGAAUGUGUGACCGAGCAAGACACAGCAAGACGUGGGAGAUGAAUGUGUCUAGCGUUCUCGAGUUAUUAAUUUUUCUCUGGUCUGACAUUUGCUGAAAAAGACCCCGUCCUCCAAAAUAAACACUCGCACUCCAAAACUGUCCGAAUUAGUUUGUAAUGCAUGAGCCACAGCUCCACAGCAUCGGAAUUAUGAUAAAGUUUCGGUGACCUGGGCCAUUAUCCCUGCACAGUUGAUUUUGUGGACGGAAGUCUGAUGGGCAGCAUCAGAAGGGUACUGCGUAGAGUAUGAUUUUGAAUUUAGCCUUUACUUAAAAUCUCAAAAAUGACUUCAUUCUACGACAUUUGCAUUUUAUAUGCUUUUUUACCAGACCGUAUAGCUACUGGGUCGUUUGACAAAACUGCUUGCUUAUGGAACGCAGAGACUGGAGAGCGUCUUCAAACACUUUCUGGUCACAGUGCAGAGGUGGUGUGUAUCCAGUUUAGUUCAAACGGCAAAAGUCUUGCGACCGGUAAGCUGAAUUAUUUGUCUGCACUAUUAUUGACCGGAACUUGUGCCCCGAUCAGAAGAACGGUUUUAAUAGUUUGAAGAUUAGAAAGCAUACACUUUCAGUCUUUUUUUUCCAAAAGCAGUAUGCGCUUUCGUGUGACUGCGUUGCAAAGCGAUUCAAAGCUUUGUCCCUUAACGAGUCCGAAGCGUACUUUGGAAUUCAGCCGUUUCCUCGUGAACGGUUAAUGCCUAGUUCAGCCGCGGCUAAAAUACUUGAAACCCUGACUUCCUUUUCAAUAUAAGGUUAGCAUUACAUAAAACGUCUUAAACAUUUAGUAAUUUUAUCAUAUUUCCAAGCGCGUAGAAGCCGCUGAAUCCAAUAUUUUUGUUGUACUCUUAAGGCGCCUUUUCCUGGUAAACUUGAAACACGGGUUCAUUCGAGUAUUGACAACUUAAAAGUACUGGUCUCUUCAGCACCUGUAAACCUUGUAUGAAAAACAGACACCACACAUUUCUUGCCUUAAAAGAUUAGCAAUUAGCAAGUAGUAAUUCAUUUCAUAUCCUUUAGGGAGCAUGGAUACGGUUGCCAAGGUGUGGGAUGCGGAAACGGGUAAGGAGACGGCUACGCUGGCUGGUCACACGGCGGAGGUGAUUGCACUUCAAUUCACCCAUGGCGGCUACGGUGCCUACGAUCCCAAUGGCGGUCAGAUCCUACUUACUGGCAGCUUCGAUCACACAGCCUGUCUGUGGGAUGUGCGGACCGCUUCCCGGAUCAGUCAUCUGAGGGGGCACACUGCAGAGGUGGCAGCCGCAGCAUGUACAUUUGAUGGUCGUCUUGUCGCGACCGCCUCGAUGGACAAGACAGUGAGAGUAGGCGGUCCGACACAUUCUGUUUUUUCUCCUUCAAAAGUCCCUUUUUUGAUAUCAUCAUGGAAACUUGGCUCUCAAUGAAGCUGUUGCUUCUUUUCGAAGGUGUGGGACACUAGGACUAGGCGUCCCUUGUACGUUCUGACAGGACACGAUGAUGAAGUUCUCGAUGUGGCAUUUGACCCCAGUGGCCGACAGUUGGCCAGCAGCAGCGCGGACUCGACGGCCAUCCUCUGGGACGCGACAAGGACCGGUUCAGAAGGGGAAGCCAGACAGAUGGUGAAGUUGGUGGGUCACGACGGUGAGGUCAGCAAGGUACUGUUGACGAUAACUACAUCCUCUACUUAAAAUUUGGUUUCGAAUCUUUCGAGGAUCUUAGGUGAAAAUGUUACGAAAUUUGACUAAAUUAAUGGAAAACGCCGAGGAUCUUAACAGAAGGGUUGUUAUGACUUGUUACGCCAAACGUUUCAUCGUCAGUUGACGUGGAAAAGGGCUGCGCGGCAGUUACUGACCUAGAUGCUUGGACAUGCAGGCCUGUAGCUCGAGUUAACGGGGCUACGCUGCGGUGGCGGCGGCGUCUAUCGUAAGAGAUUAUCACAGAGACGUGUAGGUGUUAUACGUAGUCCACGUUAGUCACUAUAGCCAGUUCACUUGAGGUCGGCUUGACUUAGAAUUGCUAUCGAAAAGGGAGGAGGGAGAAAGACCCAUUCAGCUCGGCUUCAGCACAAUGAAGCUCUGAAACCACAUUUGAUUUUGCACAAGGCACUUAUGGUUGUGGUUAAAAAGGUUGGUUCUUCUACGAGCAGAGGGCCAGACUGUAAUGGCUAUUCGUUAAUGUGGCCAUUAUAGAUGCUGUCGUAUGUACGUCUGUAGGCCGACACGUAUGUGGUUGCAUAACGCCGAAGUGGAGCAGAUGCCUCGUCAGUCAAUAUGUCCACGGUCACUGGCAUUGGCCCACUAACACCUGGUAAGUGGGGGAGAAGAAAGUGAAGUUGACACAGCACAAGUCCCCUAACAGUGAGCCAGAUUACGCGUACGUCCCCACUGCGCCCUCCAGACAGAUCGAUUACUAUAGACCCACGGCCAGUGUCAUCAAUAAUGCAUUUCAGAGGUAGCCCGCUGUGUGAAUUUUAAGUAAUACAAUAGGUGUUUGACCGGAGAAUAGUUGUCCGAACACAAGCAAUCGGCAAUUCGUCCCGUGAAUUUUACUGCUCCCUCCAGGCCCAUGAAAUGUCUAUACAGUCGGUGUAAUUUCUUCCUUCAAGGCAAGUUAAUUCAAAUACUCGAAAGCGACAUAUUCUACAUACGGAUAUGCGACGGCGUGGCUAAGGCAUCCGGUAAUCUUCUAGGACAAUCGUGCGGUAUGUUUUGAAGGUCCGAAAACAACACGUAGAGUUCUUUAUUGUGUCAAGGUUGAGCCAGAUAUUCGUAAGCAUGGAACACGAACCAUAUUUAAUUCAUACUUCUUCGAAUGUUUGCUCACCACCAAGCCCCAACCCCUUUCUCUCACCAACGCUCACAUUUUGUCAUCAACCAUCAUUAAAAUUGUCUAAGUUACUAAAUCAUUGGUUGACUGGAAGACAAUGAGGGGCCCUACAUGGUUACCAUCUAUGAGGGUUCCACUAUGUCUGGGACAACUAAACACAAGGUCCAGAUUUUCUUCGGCCAAAGUAAAGCUUCUUUGAACUUUGUGGUUCCUGACAGAUUCAACUGAAUGCAUUUCUGCAGCGACACACUUAUUAGGACUCCUAAUUCGGCAAUCUUCCCGAUCACUCACAUCCACCGCCCUGGGACAGCCUCCGGCCAAGGCGGCUGCGACCAAGCACUCACCAGUCAGUCAGUCAGGGCCAGGCAUCCAGGCAGGAGUCCAGCCGUCAACGCUGGCGCAUCGAUCAGAACACUUCAACUGCUUUACUGAGGGGAAUUUGAAAAAUCUGCAUAAUUCAGGAUUCGUUCCGCAAUACACCUGACGCACAAGCUUGCUGCUGCACACGAUUUGUGACGCCUCAUGAUAGAGCGAGGCAGUCAUGUUUACUAUUUGAAAAUGUUCAGUUGCACCAGAGGACAGGCCACGGUUUACUUCCCCUAAAAAUGGAAUUAAUUCCUCGACAAAGGUUCCAUACCUCGUCGGUUGCUCAAAGCGCUGCUAGGUUUAACUUACUUUCAGUGCCCUCGUCUGUUAUUAACUGAGUCAUCUGAUCACAUCGAACUGAAGUGGCAGGACGAACCCUGUAAGAGUCCGCAGGCAUUCUAUUAGUUAAUGCUUCCUUUAUAGAUGAUUCUAGAUACGCUAACUGAGAUUAGGAUCCGACAGUCAAUAAGAUCGAGUUAUCAAAUGGCGUCGACUUGCCUCCUGAAUAUUUGGAUUACACGUUUCCACUGAGACAAAGCACUGUCAUUCAGAAAAGUUUGCAGACAUGCAACGCUUGAUCAGCUUCUACACCCUUAUGUUUACUAUUUUCCUAUCUACUCAUGCGUUAAACACCUUGUGAACGAUUAAUAAAACAGUCCAUAAUGUGGUCCCGCCGUUUUGUUCAUAUCAGCCAGUCCUUCUGGACAAUAUGUAUUUCGGUUGAACGCCAACGUUCUGAAAUCUCAAAAAUUCGUCACGCUGCCGUAGUUAGAAGCGGAAUUCAAUUAUCCCUAUUACGUCGUCGUAGGGUGGAGUGCAUCCGAUUGCACGUCCACAUUAUCCAAAGCAGCCCCGUGUUUGGUAUUAGAACAGAUCCAUGGUAUGUUCUUGGAUGGGGGCUCGGAGAUAAUUCUCGCUAACGCACUCAGUUGCAUUUCUCACAUAUGCUAUAAGCGUUUGGUUGAAAGCCCAUGUCCAGGAUCGUUCUGUCUAAUUUCGGGGACAACUCACUUGUUAACUUCGAAGCAGCGCCCGUCGUAACCUAUCUGGCAAUCAGGAGUGACGUUGAAAUGGCAACUGUUAAUUGGCACCCUUUUCAGUCUAUUUUAAGGGUAAUAGGAGACGCCCUUGGAAAACCACCUACCCCCGAUGUCCUCCUACAGGUCACGUGUGAGAGAACUUUAUCGAAAUAAGAUCAAUAGCACAGGUUUAGGCGUGAAAGUAAUGCUAGACAGGUAUGGAAUUCGGCAGCACCAGCUGGUCGGCGCACCUCUAGCAUAAAUACACUCGGUUGUUCCUGAAUGAAGGCAAUGACCUAAUCUCCCCUUCUGCCUUAUUGAUGCCAUCUCACUUCUCUACUGAACGUCGAGUGGGGAAGACAGAUCAAAGGUUAGGUUUAUACCUGCCUGACCGCGGUUUUGUCCGAUGCUCACGGAGGUUAGGGGAAACAACAUGGCCACUCAUGUCCAUAGCGCCUACAGUAAGGCUUUGCUACCGGUUAUAUCCUAAUCUGACUUACUGAGCGGAGGCCUGUCCGACACCAGAAAAAUCUCGCCUUUAAAUGUGGAACUAGUGUGCGCUGCAAUAAAUCAGCAAAGCAAGAGAGUUUUUGAAAAGGCAGUUUUCAAUUAACCACUGCUUAUGUCUCAGUGAAGGAACCAUUUUCAGCAUAUUCCUACGGGUUAGGGUUAUUGCGCUUUAAUACCUAACUUUAGUUGUAUAUGUGACGGGUAUCGAGUUAUUACUAUAAGCAUUGCCUAAAUGAUUUAAGUAGUACAAUUACAGGAGUAAAACGAACGGCAGAGGGUGUAGUAUUGUGUGCCAAUAGGUAUGUAGUCAAACUGCACUAAUGCGCUCAGUCGUAUUUGACGGCUAGUUGCAGUGCAGUCGUCACCAUGAAAGUGCCAAAUAAAACUAUUUAUUUAUUACUGUCUUAUGGCGGCCACGCCACCUCUCCACAAUGCUCUGAGUGAAGCAGACACGUGGAAGAUUGAGAGGGUCGCUUCGUGCGCGGUUUAAUUGAAAACUUACUGAGGUUGGAUGAAACAGUGUUGCUGAAUAGGUUGACUCAUCAGGCCACUCGCAACCGUAGUACAUGCAAUAGGGCUUUACUAACAUAAAUGUCGUUUUUUCAUAGCGUUACCUCUUAAAUGUUUGCAUUCCCCUCAGGUCUGCUUCAACCCACGAGGGACAACUAUAAUGACGGCAAGUGCGGACAAGACGGUGCGUUUGUGGGAAACCGAAAACGGUAAUCUGCGGGAAGUUCUCCUUGGACAUACCGAUGAGAUCUUCAGUUGCGCAUUUAAUUACGAAGCGGAUAAAAUAAUCACUGGCUCCAAGGACAACACGUGCCGUAUCUGGUCAUAG
This is a messenger RNA of Spirometra erinaceieuropaei, 11731 nucleotides long. Lineage: Eukaryota; Metazoa; Platyhelminthes; Cestoda; Diphyllobothriidea; Diphyllobothriidae. The record is from the annotation of a GenBank genome assembly.